GCAGGCGUGCUCGCUGUUUGCAGCAGUGCCCAGCCUCUCUCUGCGAAAUAAUGCUUUUUGUAUUCCCGCAUGCCGUUUGUUUUCUUUUAUAAAAUGUCAAGUGCAGACAAGUCAUAGUCUUAACCGUCAUGGUCUAUCGUCGAUACAGUAGGUUGACCUAGCUCAUACGAUCCUCAUCAUCAAACGGUGGGUACUCGGCUCUGGCGUCAUGCAUGCACUACCACAGCCGGGGAACCAACGUUAUAUCAAGGUAUAAACAGGAUGAGGCCUAUUUGUUAGACCCCGACCAACCCACCUCCGCUCAACGAGAAUAUCAUCGUGAUGGCCGAUGAUGAUGAUCAACAACAACCUGGUCAGCUGAAGCCCAACUCGGGAUUGGGCUCUCUUCCAACGUUAGUACCAGGACUACAGGGCCCCGAGGCCAAUGCGUUGCAGUACAAAAUAAAGAAUUCAAUUUGCAAAUCUGUACAAUCAAAAGUGGACAACAUAUUGCAAGAUGUUGAGAAGUUUACAGACAUCGAGAAACUCUACCUCUACCUUAAGUUGCCUUCUGGUCCCAACAAUGGCAUUGAUAAAAGGACUGAGAAUCAGAGAGCCUCCACUCCUGGACUAUGUGACCAGAGUGGCAUGUCGUCCAGCCGAACACAGCAGAUGUACGCUUUCAACUGGAUCCGCAAUCACCUAGAGGAGCACCCUGAGACAUCACUGCCAAAGCAAGAGGUGUACGACGAAUACAAGAGCUACUGUGACAGUCUUGCCUACCACCCACUGAGUGCUGCAGACUUUGGAAAGAUCAUGAAGAACGUGUUUCCCAACAUGAAGGCUCGCCGCCUGGGCAUGAGAGGCAAAUCUAAAUACUGUUAUAGUGGACUGAGGAAGAAAGCUUUUGUUCACAUGCCUUCUCUGCCCAACUUGGACUUACAAAAAUCAGAUGACGGUUGUGAGUUAAUGGAGCCGUCGUCGGGCCAGUCUCCCAGUGCGGAGGAUGAGAUGCGCUCCGCGGCCUGUGGCUUGGUGUGUGAGUGGGCUCAGAAGGUCCUCAGCAGACAGUUUGAUGCCGUGGAGGACCUGGCUCGCUUCCUGCUCAACAGUCACUACAUAGGAACCAAGUCUAUGGCUGCCCUCACCGUCAUGACUGGGGCUCCCACAGGUCUAAAGACGCCCACGCCAACCUCUGCGUUCGUGCCCACGUCCGAGGCCUCGUCCUUCCAGCCGCAGGUGAAGACGCUUGCCUCUCCCUCGGUAGACGCCAAGCAGCAGCUCCAGAGGAAGAUCCAGAAGAAACAGCAGGAGCAGAAGCUCCAGUCCCCCCUGCCUGGAGAGGCCCAGGGACAGAACCAGGCCAGGAGGACAGAGGCCAGCACCCCAGGGCCAGCUAUCCCCUGUGGAAGUCCUGCUCUGCUCUCACCACAACCUACCAUUGGUAUAGUGGUGGCAGCUGUCUCCAGUCCCAUCACGGUCCAGAGGAGCAGACAGCUGAUGACUUCCCCUAGCCCAGUGGGAUCCGCCGAGGGGAAGGUCCUGCCAACGGUCAACUUCCAGGUGGUCACCCACACCCAGUCUCUGACCCACAGGCAGUCACCGAAGACUCCCCAAAACAUCUCAGCCAGCCCAGUGGGCGACCGCCUGGCCAGGCACAGGUACCCCCAGAUCCUCCCCAAGCCCUCAGCCACAGGGGCCAUCACCCUGCGUUCGCCCCCCACCCUGCUCAUCACAAACAGCCCUAUGAAGACCCACCACGUUGUCAAGAUGACCGCCAUCUCCCUGGCCCCUAGCAACACUCUCAGUACCAGCAGUAACAGUAUGGUCCUCAGGCCAGCCUCGGCCGGGGUGGGAACCACCACCACCACCACCACCACCUUUACCACCAUCGCUGCCCUAGAGGAGGUCCAGGGACAGAGCCAGGGGCCCCCAGCCCCAGCCACCCCCCAGUCCCCUGCAGCAUGGCCUGGCGCCCCACCCUCCACCCCUAUUCCCACAGUGGUCCCUGAGGCCAUCAUCACUGAUAAUAACCCGGGCUGUAACUCUGAUAAACGGAGCACCAUAAAGCAGUCCCCCUGUGGGGCCAAAGGUCCAGAGAGAGCCACCAAGUACCGAGCGGCCAGCGAACCCUCGCUUAUGGUCAAAUGCUCACCAGGACCUGACAGAGUGACCGCUAGGACCAAAAGCGUCUCAUUCUCCUCCACUUCUCCUCCAGCUGCUGUCACCAAUGCAGCGAUCAAGUGGGCGGGGCCUCAGCAGGACAGCAAUAAGAGCAUCAUCGCCACCACCUGUCAUCAAGAAAGUCCUUUGUAUCUGACCGUUGCUCCCUCGGCCAAUCAAAAUACUCCUAACGUCAGCGGAAUGUCCUCCUCGUCCAAUGGCUCGUCGGCUGUUACCUUAUUGUCCCCUAAAGACUCCUCGUUCGGGGUCAAGAGCCCCAGGAAGCGGGCCGGCCCCGGGCUGGAUUCCUCCCACGUCAUCCCUGUGAAGCGCGUCUUCAUCUCCCAGCAGCCUUUGAGUGUGACCUUUGACCCCAAACCAUGGGUUCCAGCUAGACCUGGCACUCCGGCCAGACCUGAGAGUGCCCCCUGUCGAGUGACGGUGAAACAACACCUAGUGCCCACGAAGAUCCUGGCGCUGUCCGACUCGCCUGUCACGAACGCAGACAUCUCCUCCCUCUCUUCCUCGCAGGCUGUCGUCAGUGUGAAGCCACAGGUCUCCUCGUUGCUGGUAGUGAAACGUGAAGACCCGUCCUCUCGAGGACUAACACUAAGCACUGUUAGCAGUCACACCAGCAGCACUGCAGCCCCUGAUAGCACCACCACCACAAUGUCUGAGCAGCAGCAUCAAUCUGAGGCCUCUGUUUCUGCGAUGGCGGUUGGAGCACAGCAUCAAUCUGAGGCCUCUGUUUCUGCGAUGGCGGUAGGAGCACAGCAUCAAUCUGAGGCCUCUGUUUCUGCAAUGGCGGUAGGAGCACAGCAUCAAUCUGAGGCCUCUGUUUCUGCAAUGGCGGUAGGAGCACAGCAUCAAUCUGAGGCCUCUGUUUCUGCAAUGGCGGUUGGAGCACAGCAACAAUCUGAGGCCUCUGUCUCUGCGAUGGCGGUAGGAGCACAGCAACAAUCUGAGGCCUCUGUCUCUGCGAUGGCGGUUGGAGCACAGCAACAAUCUGAGGCCUCUGUCUCUGCGAUGGCGGUAGGAGCACAGCAACAAUCUGAGGCCUCUGUUUCUGUGAUGGGGGAUAUAAAGAGCACAAUGUGGGAGGAGUCAGCUGCGGGGCACCCGGAAGAGCUGCAGAAACAGACCUUCAGUCAGAAUAUACCAGCAGACCACACCAAGCAGCAGGCCCUGGGCUCCACCAUGAACCAACACCAACUCCCAAACAUCAUGUCCCAGACCUCAGACUCCUCUGAUCAGUUAUCUGGCCUUCACCAGGAGAUGGUGGACUUUGCCUCCUCAGCCUCCCAGCACGGCUCCACCAUGGACUACUUCUCCUUUAACGAUGACGAUAUGACCCAGGACAGCAUAGUGGAGGAACUGGUUCAGAUGGAAGAACAGAUGAAGCUGAAGGGCCUCCAGCCGUUGUUCAGUAGCUGUGUGGAUAAUAUCUCUCUCCAGGGCCCCGGGGGCCCCCAGGGGUCCAUCCUCAACACUCACCACCAGGGGGAUAGUUCCUCUUUCUACCAGUCUGCCCAUAGCAGCACAACCCCCAUCCAGACUCCCACCCCGACUCCCACCCCAACUCCAACCCCGACCCCCACCGAGAUGACUCUCGGUGGGCACGGGCUGACCAGAGAGAGCCCCUGUUGCCAUCACAGCAUGGCCCCUAUCACGCCCGUGGAGGGGCCUCUAGGAGGCCGACACACCCCUAUAAGCGCUCUGUCUAACUGUUCUAGCGGCAUCCCGCCCAGCCCGGUGGAGUGCAGGAACCCGUUUGCCUUCACCCCUAUCAACUCCAGCAUGGCAGGGGGUUACCACGAUGCCUCUGUGGUGUCUGUCUCCUCCAGUCCCAUCAAGCCCAUGCAGAGACCCAUGGCCACUCACCCUGAUAAGGCUAAACUGGAGUGGAUCAACAACCGCUACAACAGUAGUGGUACUGAAGCUACUGGAGGAGUCGGAGCAGGGUCAGGUUCCGGGUUAUCCAUCUCUAACCACAGCCUUGGUGGACUCCUGCCUAGUUACCAGGAUCUAGUUGAUGACCAUUUCCGUAAGCCGCACGCCUUCGCUGUUCCGGGCCACAGUGGCCAGUCUUUCCAGUCUCAGUCCAGACUGCAGGAUGGCGAACACUUCUCUCCCAUCUCCCCGGUGCAACAGCAGAUGACCAGCGUGUCGACCACGCCCACCAACACUCCAACCAAACAGGAUGAGAGAUUUGCUGUGCCCGCUCCUUUAGACAACAAGGGCGGCGCCUCAUCGUCGGGGGGCGGGACGUUCCGUUGCCGUAGCGUCAGCCCCGCCGUCCGCCAGAGGACCUUCAGCGGCACCGGCACAACACCCGGCACUAGCACAACCACUCAAUUGGUCGUCUCCCCUUUCAGCUCCCCCAUGACCUCCUCCGAGAUACUCAGCUUCCUGUCCAAUAGCCAAUCGGUGGGCAGUAACCUCCACAGCAUGGCCCAGCGCAGCCAAUCGGUGCCCUUAAACAUCAUGAUGCAGAGCGUUGUGGAGAUGGAGCUGCUUCCUGUAGAGAUGCAGGCCAUCCAGGGACAGAACCAGAGUAACGUCAAUAAGAUCACCAACGUCCUCUUGAGUAAGAUGGACUCUGGCGUGGACGACACAGUCAGGGGCCUGGGCAUCAACAACUUCCCCUCCAACUACACUGCCCGCAUGAACCUCACCCAGAUGCUGGAGACCCAGUCUCAGAGCCAGGCCACCAAUGGGAGCUUCACAACCGGAAGGGGAGGAGGUAACACCCACCAAUCCCACCUUCAGCUGCAGACCGUCAGCUCCAGCCCUGCCUCCUUCGACCUCCAGCAGCAUGGGAGCUACCUCACCAGCGCUGGAGGAGGCGGGGGGGGUGUGAGCUUCUCCUCUGGAGACAACCAAGCACAAACAGGUCCUGGUGAGAAUGUGGACCUGGAGCUCCAGCAGAUCCAGGGCCUCCAAGAGCUCCAGACCCAGACCCAGCUCCAAUCCCAGGCUAGACUGCUCCAGAGUCCACAUCCCCAGCUCCAGGGUGGGCUCCAGCUUCUCCAGACCCAGACCCAGCUCCAAUCCCAGACUAGACUGCUCCAGAGUCCCCAUCCCCAGCUCCAGGGUGGGCUCCAGCUUCUCCAGACCCAGACCCAGCUCCAAUCCCAGGCUAGACUGCUCCAGAGUCCCCAGCUCCAGCUUCUCCAGACCCAGUCCCAGGUACUCCUCCAGCCCACCCCCACCCAGCAGCAACAGGAGGAUGAUGCCCAGCAACAGCUAGACUUCAACAACACUGUUAAAGACCUGUUAGGUGAUGACGGCCUCAACGUUGACGCUGAAGGCCUCAACCCCAGCUCUCAACUGGUCGGUCAGGUGGCGUCAGAGCUUAAUGCUGCCGUGGUGUCCGACUUCACCAAUGACAUCAGGUUGACCUCCGACCUUUCCAACAGCAUCACUGACCUGAACACACUGGACGCCAACCUCCUGUUCAAUCCGUCCAAUCAGCAGCAAGAACAGUACGAAGACGCCACACUGGAAGAGCUGAAGAACGAUCCUCUGUUUCAGCAGAUAUGUAGUGAUACUGUGAACUCCUCGUUCGACUGGCUAGAGAGCAAAGACCAGCCUACUACCGUAGAGAUGUUGGGCUAAUGUUGUUAUUGGACGCAUCCCAAAUGGAUGCUCAUUCCCUACAUAGUGCACUACUUUUCAUCAGGGUCCAUAGGGGCGACCCAUAGGGCCUGGUCAAAUGAAGUGCACUAAAUAUAGGGAAUAGGAUGCCAUUUCAAAUGCAAACCAGUAUUUUUAAAUAAGUAUUUAUGGUUUUCGUUUUGUUGUCUUUUGUUUUGAACUGUGAGUAAUUUGUAUACAGUAUAUUUGGGAAAAUAUUCAGACCCCUUCACUUUUUACACAUUUUGUUACGUUACAUUAUUUUUCUAAAAUGGACUCAAUUGUUCCCCCCAUCAAUUUACACACAAUAACCCAUAAUGACAUCACAAUACCCCAUAAUGACAUCACAAUACCCCAUAAUGACAAAUACCAAAAUAUUACAUUUACAUAAGUAUUCAGACCCUUUACUCAGUACUUUGUUGAAGUACCUUUGGCAGCGAUUACAGCCUCGAGUCUUCUUGGUUAUGACACUACAAGUAUGGCACACCUGUAUUAGGGGAGUUUCUCCCAUUCUUCUCAGCAGAUCCUCUCAAGCUCUGUCAGGCUGGAUGGGGAUCGUUGCGGCACAGCUAUUUUCAGGUCUCUCCAGAGGUGUUCUCUCGGGUUUAAGUCCAAGCUCUGGCUGGGCCACUCAAGGACAUUCACAGACUUGUCCCCUAAGCCACUCCUGCGUUGUCUUGGCUGUGUGCUUAGGGUCGUUGUCCCAUUGGAAGGUGAACCUUCGCCCCAGUCUGAGGUCCUGAUCGCUCUGGAGCAGGUUUUCAUCAAGGAUCUCUGUACUUUGCUCUGUUCAUCUUUCCCUCGAUCCUGACUAGUCUCCCAGUCGCUGCCUCUGAAAAACGACCAACAGCAUGAUGCUGCCACCACCAUGCUUCACCGUAGAGAUGGUGGAGGUUUCCUCCAAACAUGACGCUUGGCAUUCAGGCCAAAGAGUUCAAUCUUGGUUUCAUCAGACCAUAGAAUCUUAUUUUUCAUGGUCUGCGUCCUUUAGGUGCCUUUUGGCAAACUCCAAGCGGGCUGUUAUGUGCCUUUUACUGUGGAGUGGCUUCCGUCUGGCCAUUCUACCAUAAAGGCCUGAUUGGUGGAGUGCUGCAGAGAAAGUUGUCCUUCUGGAAGGUUCUCCCAUCUCCACAGAGAAACUCUGGAGCUCUGUCGGAGCGACCAUCGGGUUCUUGGUCACCUCCCUGACCAAGGCCCUUCUCCCCUGAUUUCUCCGUUUGGCCGGGUGGCCAGCUCUAGGAAGAGUCUUGGUGGUUCCAAACUUCUUCCAUUUAAGAAUGAUGGGGACCUGUGUUCUUGGGGACCUUGGAUGCGCAGACAUUUUUUGGUAUGCUUCCCCAGAUCCUGUGCCUCGACACAAUCCUGUAUCGGAGCUCUACCGACAAUUCCUUAUACCUAAAUGGCUUGGUUUUUGCUCUGACUCGCACUUUGAACUGUGGGACCUUAUAUAGAGAGGUGUGUGCCUUUCCAAAACAUGUCCAAUCAAUUGAAUUUACCACAGGUGGACUCAAAUCAAGUUGUAGAAACAUCUCAAGGAUGAUCAAUGGAAACAGGAUGCACCUGAGCUCAAUUCCGAGUCUCAUAGCAAAGGGUCUUAAUACUUAUGUAAAUAACGUAUUUCAGUUUUUUAUUUUUUAUAAAUUUGCAACAACAAAAAAAAAACUGUUUCCGCUUUGUCAUUAUGAGGUAUUGUGAUGUCAUUAUGAGGUAUUGUGAUGUCAUUAUGAGGUAUUGUGUGUAGAUUGAUGAGAACAUUUUUUUAUUUAAUCCAUUUUAGAAUAAGGCUGUAACGUAAUGUGGAAAAGGUCAAGGGGUCUGAAUACUUUCCGAAUGCUCUGUAUACCUGUUUAUUUAUUACUGUUUGUUGGGGAAAAAACUUCUGGACUCUUGGCCAUUUGUCCAAUGAAAAGUGCCAGCCAAACUCUUCCUACUGACACGCUGCUUUAUAGCACUGUUAGCCUAACCCUCUCAUACUGACAUGCUGCUUUAUAGCACUGUUAGCCUAACCCUCUCCUACUGACAUGCUGCUUUAUAGCACUGUUAGCCUAACCCUCUCCUACUGACACGCUGCUUUAUAGCACUGUUAGCCUAACCCUCUCCUACUGACAUGCUGCUUUAUAGCACUGUUAGCCUAACCCUCUCCUACUGACACGCUGCUUUAUAGCACUGUUAGCCUAACCCUCUCCUACUGACAUGCUGCUUUAU
This is a messenger RNA of Oncorhynchus nerka (sockeye salmon), 7983 nucleotides long. Its product is annotated as DNA-binding protein RFX7-like. Gene Ontology annotation, biological process: regulation of transcription by RNA polymerase II. NCBI's taxonomy places the organism in Eukaryota, Metazoa, Chordata, Actinopteri, Salmoniformes, Salmonidae. The record is from RefSeq and is a predicted model, not a curated record. Gene Ontology annotation, molecular function: RNA polymerase II cis-regulatory region sequence-specific DNA binding; DNA-binding transcription factor activity, RNA polymerase II-specific.